Molecule: messenger RNA, 3689 nt
Organism: Dendroctonus ponderosae (mountain pine beetle)
Lineage: Eukaryota; Metazoa; Arthropoda; Insecta; Coleoptera; Curculionidae
Gene: drk
Product: growth factor receptor-bound protein 2
Exons: 6
Coding region: 331-966 (211 amino acids)
Molecular function (GO): protein binding
Source: RefSeq, a predicted model, not a curated record
GGCAUGCGCAUAUUCUGUUCGGCUGUCAAAAUAAUCAGUCAGAGAUGAGAAAUACAUAUUUCCAAUUGAUUGCCUGGUAUUAAAUUUCAUCAACAAAAAUAGGCAGUUUCUUUAACAGAGUGUAAAGAUAUCUCUGUGAAAAGUUGUGAGUGAAUCGAAAUAGAGUAAAGAUCUAGAGGAAUUCGCUUCAGCCGCAGUAGGCUUUGUUUUCCACCUGAUUUUUGACGUCUAGUAGUGAAUCACUAGCCCCCAGGCAACUGGAUUGUUCGUAAUUUAGUGAUAAAACCUCCAAUUUUGUAAAAAAGAGUCUAGCCAAUACGUUCUAGCAGAAUGGAGGCUGUAGCCAAACACGAAUUUACUGCCACAGCUGACGAUGAGCUGAGCUUCCGAAAGGGCCAAGUCCUGAAGGUGCUAAAUAUGGAGGAUGAUAUGAACUGGUACCGAGCUGAAUUGGAUGGGCGAGAGGGCCUCAUCCCAAGUAAUUACAUUGAAAUGAAACCACACGAUUGGUAUUACGGCAGAAUAACCAGAAGUGAUUCGGAAAAGCUGCUGCUCAACAAACACGAAGGAGCGUUUCUGAUUAGAAUUAGUGAAACCAGUCCAGGAGACUUUUCUUUAUCAGUCAAAUGCUCUGAUGGGGUUCAACACUUCAAAGUACUGCGCGACGCACAAGGCAAAUUCUUCUUGUGGGUAGUCAAAUUUAACUCGCUCAAUGAGCUUGUAGAGUACCACAGAACCUCGUCCGUUUCCAGAUCACAAGAUGUAAAAUUGAGGGACAUGGUGGCAGAUGAAUAUUUAGUCCAAGCCCUCUAUGAUUUCACGCCACAAGAAGUAGGGGAGCUGGAAUUCAAAAGAGGAGACGUGAUCACCGUGACUGAUCGUUCUGAUCAACAUUGGUGGCAUGGCGAAAUCGGUCAUCGUAGAGGCUUGUUUCCAGCUACUUAUGUAACGCCAUACCACACGUAAGCAACGCAAAGUAAUCGUUUAUUGUUUGACAAAACUCUGAGGAAAACUAAGCCUCGGUACAGUGUAGCGCGCCUUUUGAAAUUGAAUGUCAGUUACACAUUUUUGAAUAUCCUGAUGAUUUAGAUCAGUCCAUUUAGCUUUUAUGAAUAAUAUUGGGCCCAAGGUGACAAUUUGCCAUCAAAAUCCUUGAGUAGUUCUGGGAGAAACAUUGAAACCGCUCAAUAAUGUUUUCUAUUACUGAUACUCGAUUUUCCUCUUUCGUUUGUCAACACUAUACACAUGCAUUUAAAAAUGAUUAUUUUCAUUUUUAAAUUAAAUCUUGAUUUUUCUUAUGUUGAUGAAAUAAAUCUGACGAAGCAAACGUGGCAUUAACCUGAACUACUUUAAUUUAUAAUGCUUCAGUAAGUUAAGUGCAAUAUUGAUUAUUAAUGAUAAUUCAAGCCGAUGUUAUGUCGCAUUGGUUUAUCCUAAAUAAAUUCCAUCUAAAGUGAAUGAGUAACUACGGAUUGCUAUUGAAGAAUAGUGGACUAAAUCAGAGUCGAUAUACGCAUUAUUAAUAAUCACCAUUGCCCAGUAUGUUAGAAAUUGCAAACAAUUUUGAAAACGUGUGAUUUUUAGUUAGUAAUUAAUCUGGUGCAUUAUCAACUACAUUAUUAUUAUAUGAUUUGAAGUGGUUAACGUUUUGUCUUUGAGGAUGUUUUUGAUUCCAUGAUUUUGCUCAUACUUAAAGAUGACGAAAGGUGAGUUAAAACUUUAUAAGCUCAAAAAAACAUAAGUUGCUGUCGUCGCGUUCUCAUUCUGCCUUUAUGAUAUAAUCAUAACGGUUUUUAUCAAUAGCCUUUAUACAACCGUGCAAAAUAGAGAUUGUUGUUGCAACACCAAUUACACGACCAUUGAAUUAAGUGAAGGAAGAAUAAGUUAUUGAAAAACAGUUUUUCGUACUUCAAUUUUUUAUGGUUUAAUUAAGAACAUGAAUGUAACUUUGGUAUUAUCAACUUCUUUUUUGUUCCAAUUAUACCAACUAUCACUGAAUCUGUUUGAAAGUAAAUAUUUUUGUAUUCAAAUGAAAUAAGCCUACUGGCAUAUAUAAAAUUUAGUCAUUAGAUGUUUUAAAGCGUUUUGAUACGAUUUGACGUUUCAUAUGGGGUUUUAACUAAUAAGCAUUGAUUUUCCGAUAUGCUCACAGAAAAGUUGUCUCUAUAUGUAUAAGUAUCUGAAUAUUAAAGUAAUUUUAGGCGGCUCUAUCUAGUGAUAUAAUUUAUUAGUUAAUUCUCGCUAUUAAAAAUGCUUGGAUGCCAUUUAACACAUAGGUUGUUUUUCUUUAGAGGAUUACAAAAUCCUCGAAUCAGUAGUUACAGGAACGUUUCAUUAGCAAACUGAAAAUGUGUCAAUUCAGAUUGCUACUCUGCAUACAUCUAUAUAUAAUAUAAUAUAAUAUAUAUUAUAUUUUACUAUAAUAUAUUCACGAAUUCUGUUCUGUUUUAACUAAUUUCUUUAUUUGAACCACCGACGUUUUAAUAGAUUCCCUUUAGUUUUGAGAAUAUUCUCAGAUUCUAACGUUCCCUUUUAAUGUUAAAGGCCCAUAGUUAUACACAAAAGAUUAGUUGAUUUGAUCGAUAAAAACUGUGUAUAGAAACCUUUAAAAAAUUAACAUAUCUGCAAACAAAAACUAAUAUGUUAUAGAGAAAUGCCAUCAUAUCACAACAUUUUUGUAAAUUAAGAAAACACAAGUUUCGUUACAACAAAUAUUUUUUAAACGAUGUUAACAUUUCUAUUAAGCAUAUUUAGUUAUCAGUUGUUUUCAACAAAAUUAUAGAUUUGAAUUCGGUAGCAAUCAUUUUAAUUCCCAAGUCUAUUGGGCUCAACGUGACUCUUUCCAAUUUAAACCUUGUGCUUCAUGAUGCAGUUACACGCAGAAAAUUAAUUUUAUAUCAAAGAUGGCAAAAGUGACACAUUUUUUCACUUUCUACUUGAAAUUAUAUUUUCCAAAUUAUAUGUAUGCAAUAUCAAUUCUUUUUCCAUACAGACAAAUAAACCACAUCAUAAUGUAAGCAUAAUUUCUAGGCAGAUAUUUUCCAAAUCAAUGCUAACUUGUCACUAUUAUUGGAAUAUGUUUUCUCUUAAUGUAGUUCCGUGUUUAGUUCAGCAUACAGGGUGUUUACCGUGUCGAUUGGUUGGUGUAGUUGGCCUUCCUAUUUUGCCAAAAAUAAAAACGAAUUUUUUACAUAUUAGAUUAGGAAUAUUAUAUUUAAAAAAUUAAGAUUUUUCAGAUACAUUAACACCCUGUGUGGUUUGUUUUCUGUAAAUAGUUGUCGAAGAAAAAAAUAUGAUUAGUACUGCCUAAGGUAACAAACACCAAGAGUAUAAUAUACCCUUGUAAUAAAUAAAGUAUGGUGUUGUAACAGGACAAUUUUAUGUUUAAUAACACCUGUUAUCAAGUAAGAAGUAUCUCAUUUUUUGGUAGGAAAUUAUAAUGUCCAUGUUACGGACUGUAUUAUACACUACAUAACAUUUUUGGCAUUACCGUUAUUUUUAAGUAUACCGAUUACCUUUGCGCACAAAAUUUACCGAUGCAUGUUGUGAUCAACUUUUUUGCAAAGGUAAUACACUACAUGAUAUAGCUUUUAUUUCUAGUUUAAAACUGUAUAUACUAACGUAGUUUAUGAAAUUUAUGCUGAUGAUAAGUGCAACAUUUAGAUAAAUAUAUGUUAUACAAGCUAGAA